Colias croceus (clouded yellow) is the source of this 5953-nucleotide messenger RNA. RefSeq names its product Ig-like and fibronectin type-III domain-containing protein 2. The transcript is spliced from 30 exons. Gene Ontology annotation, molecular function: protein binding. The coding region runs from base 251 to 4615 and encodes 1454 amino acids. The record is from RefSeq and is a predicted model, not a curated record. NCBI's taxonomy places the organism in Eukaryota, Metazoa, Arthropoda, Insecta, Lepidoptera, Pieridae.
CUCCGGUCGCUUCAGUCGUCCCGCGUCGACUGCAGCGCGCACACGGUCGGUAGCUGAUAGAUUCAAUUUCGCGCCGCGUGUGUUCGAAUUUUGAAUUUGUGUUUUUUUUUUAUUUUGUCUGUGUGCAGUGCAAGGAUUUAAUUCGAGCAAAGAGAUACCAACAUAAACCAGCUCAACAUAACAUUGUCUCGCAUGCACCCAGAAAGCUAGCGGCUGCUCAACACCAGGGUCUAGAACCCUUAACAUAAACAUGAGAGCGCUUACGCUCAGCGUAGCUUUAUUGGCCGCGCUUUCUACUUCUCUAGCACAAUCAGAUGAUACCAAAGAAACCGUAGAAAGCGCGAGCACAAGCAGUUCGGACGACGAGCCCAAAGAGGCGUGGAUGCGGGCGCCCGCGGGGACGGUAGCGGUGCGCAGCGGGGAGGACGCUCUGCUCACCUGCGUGGUGCUCGGGGCAAGGGGCAAGCCAGUACUGUGGCGGAGAGCAAGGGACUCUUCCCUGCUGACAGCGGGAGGGGUACGAGUGACGAGAGAUGAGAGGGUCAAGGUUCUGCAUGAUGAUGCAGACGAGCCUCUCCAAGGGCCAGGGAUCAGGAAAGGUGGUGACGUGUGGGCGCUCGUCAUCAAAUCGGUGAAGUCUUCAGACGCAGGGCUGUAUACCUGUGAGCUGAACACAGAACCACCUGUGAGGAGCUUCCAUAGACUUACAGUAAUAUCCCGUGGUCUAACACCACCAGAAGCCCAGAACGCAACAGACUCCUACUCAUCAAAUAACCCCACACUUUCCACACUCGCUCUAUCCCAUAACUAUACGGAUUGCUGCAUCAGCGCCAACGUGUCCAAGGGAUGUCUCGGCUUCUGCAGCAUACAGACCAUUCUAGAAGGCACUGGGCAGGAUCCGGAGACCUGUCAACCAGAUUUUCCAGCUAUUGUUAAAUGUAUGGCAGACGGUCGCAAUCACGUGCCAUGCUGUGUACAGGAACAUGUACCAGAUAUCUGCCAAGAUGUCUGCCGCGGGGAAUUCACCCCUGUGACUGAUAAUAUUAAGACUCAUUAUAGCUGCGCAGCGUAUAUGGAGAAGACGUUGGCGUGUAUUGUUGAAGGCAUUGAACUUCUUCCAAGUCCACCAGAAGACGUAGAAGUGGAACCUUUAAGCGAAAAACAACUGAACAUCACGUGGAGUCCGCCAUUAGAAAACACUGAAUCGGUCACAGAAUAUGUAGUCAAUAUAACCACCCUGCGCUCAUUUGAUGCCCACUUAAUAGAUCCCUCUGAGAGUUCAAUGCGUAACACAAGUAUGAAAAUGAGCCAGCCAAUGACGUACAAAGUACCUGCGAAUAAGAAUUUCUUGGUAUUAAAUGACUUGCUACCGUUUACGAUGUAUGAGAUUUCAGUCACUUCGUACAAUAUUCAUGGAUCGAGUCUACCGAGCUACAGUAUUAGAUCCUUAACCCUAACUCCUGGUAAGAUGAAGACCACAGCAGUGGCUUCAGCUCCAAAACUCCCAGAUGUCCGAAGCUGUUGCCUUUCCGCUGGUAUCAACCACUAUGGUUGUGUGGACAAACUCUGCGAUCCAACAAAGACAUUCGAGAUUGGCUUGCAGGUGACAGAUCUGAUGAUAUGCGCGCCGUGGGCGGGAGUCACCUUCGGGUGCUUGGCCAAUGGCAUGGACCAUACGCCCUGCUGUAGGGCCAGGGGACUGCCUGAAGCCUGUUUACCGCUGUGCAGUGGAAAUAUCACGAAUUUGGACUUUAAUCACUUUAAAUGUCUCCGCUUCAUGUCAGGCUACACAAACUGCCUGUUACAUGGCUAUGGAGUACUCCCGGGACCACCAACUCGCCUCCAUCUCACCAAUAUCGAUACAGACUUCGCAGUGGUACAUUGGGCACCACCAAACGCAUUAGCUGAUACUGUCCAGUUCUAUAACUUGCAUUAUAAGGCAUUGCAACUGGAAGAGGAGUACAAAACUGUGGAGAGGGUUCAAUCACCAUUCAUCUUAGAAGACUUGGAAUCUAAUACCGACUACGAGAUAUUCGUAGAAGCGGUCAAUGAACACGGCCUGGGAGAAGCUUCGCCUAGAUUGAUAUUUAGAACUCAGAGUUUGGCAAUAGAAGAAGAAGAUGAAGUAUCAAAUGCGUACAAUGUGACCGCCUGUUGUGAAAAUGUACAAGUGGCGACAGUUUGUAUGCCGCUCUGUUCCUAUGACGCUAAGAUGUCGGAUCUGAGGACGUUAGCACCGCUGUGUGCGCAGGAGUUCCAUAAGCUGUUGAGAUGUGGGGCUGGAGGCCGUAACCACGAAGCCUGUUGCGCUCGUCGCGGAGUGCCGCCAUCUUGUCGCGGUGUGUGCGCGGGAGCACCGCGUGGUAGUGUUAACUCUUGUGUGUCGUAUGUUGGCAACAUCGUGCAGUGCUUUGAGGAAGGCACCGGUAUACUCCCGGGCCCGCCCCGCGAGCUGCACGCGGUGGUGAGCCACGACAAGCUCUUCCUGGACUGGGCUCCACCGCAGGACGGGGCCAAUGCAACCUCGUACGUAGUGCAUUGGCAGAAGGUCGAUAAUAACUCGCAGCCCUACUAUUAUAACACGCUGCAAUUAGAUAAUAAAAUGAACGUGACCCAAACCAUGGCACGUCUAGAAGGCCUGGACGUGAACAGUACGUACCACGUAUUCGUGGUAGCUGCUAAUGAACAUGGAACUUCUCUACCAUCCAGUAUGCUACUGCUUAAUAUUACUGAAGACAUAGAAAACAAGGAAGUAUCUGGUAUUCCGUCUCCCCCCCACUCACUGUCGGUCUCCUCCCACUCGGCGACCUGGCUCUCACUGACCUGGCAACCACCACAGUUCUCGCAGCCUGAUGAGAAGAUCACUUAUACAUUAUUCUACAAAUCACCCGCCCAACUCGGUACGAGCAACGUGACCAAGAUAUCCACGUCUGUACCAGGACAUACCCUGGAGAAGCUCAGCCCCAACACACAAUAUGUGGUCUGGGUGAAGGCACAUGCGGUAGCUGGGGACUCGCUACCUUCAGAGACUUUAUUGGCCUGGACAGAUCCUGCUUAUCCAGCCUUUGUUGAACCGCCAACAAUAAACCCCGUGAACCUGGUGGUGGAAGGCUCCAGCAUGACAAUCCUCUGCAUCGCGAUGGGAACACCUACACCUACUAUAUCGCUUUAUAUCUCUGGCCGCCUGGUCCGGCAAGAGGUAACCCGUCACAUGGUGACCGUAAUCCACAACGUGACGCGCGACAUGUCGCAAGUGUCGUGCUACGCGGACAACGGGUACGGAACGCCGAUGCAGGCGUCACGCAAGAUCAAUAUAUCGCACGUACCAACAAUCCAAGCCUCUGGUAUAACAAUGGCCGCGGCCGGGGACUCCGUAAUACUCGAGUGUCGUGUGGAAGCGUUGCCCAAACCAACUGUAGCGUUCUGGAGAGACCCCAGCGGCAGGACGCCGGUUAUAGAUGGACCCAAUUAUAGUAUACAGCUGUUAGCUGAUCCUGAGGAACCAACAAAAUACACAAUGCGUUUAACAAUAAAGAAGAUCACAGAAACAGAUGAAGGUGAUUACUUCUGUCACGCGGAGAACGCGUUCGGCAAGACGCUGCGGCCUGUGUCCGUGCGAUUGCGUAGUUCUGCACACCAUAAUGUCACGGAGUGUUGUACUCAGAUGAAUGUAUCAUCAUCGUGCAUAGAUGCCUGCAGCUUCCACCUUGAUAUGGACAAUAUAAUGGACCGACCGGAAUGCAUGGAUGACUUCGAGAAACUUAUGAAGUGUGCUGCUGAUGGCUCAGACCACCGCGGUUGUUGCGCAUCAUGGGGCGUGCCCCGCAACUGCCUCGAGCUGUGUCGCGGCGGGCCGGUGUCCCGCACGUGCGCGCUGCAGCACGCGAGACGGGCGCUCGCCUGCUUCAGGGACGCGGGGGCGAAGCUCCCGGGGCCGCCACGGAACUUGAAGGCACAUGUCGCGCCUACGCCACAUGCUGUUUUGUUGAGUUGGGAUGCUCCAGUAAAGAACCCGCAAACAGUAUACCUAUACAGGGUGUUCUGGCGGGCAUAUGGGGCCAAAGUGCCAGAGAAACUGGACACCAGUGAGACCAGCGUUGUUUUAACUGGCUUACAAGAUGAUGUGCGGUAUGAAUGCGUGGUUAAGGCUGCUAAUGAUGUUGGAACAUCAUCCCUCAGCCAGUCCAUAAUGUUCACAACCGCGGGCCAAGAGCCCGGAGCCUCUGCAGCACCAGGCUCUGGCUCCAACACCGCGUCUGCUGUCGGCGGGGCCGUGGCUUGUAUACUUGUGGCUGCUAUACUGCUCGCUGCUGGACUGUAUUAUAGACAUCGGAAGAAUCUGCGACUCAAAGCUCAAGGAGGAGUUGCAUUUGAAAAUCCCAGUUAUUUGAGAGAACCAAAUCCAGAUACCGUUGUAAACGGUACAGUACCAAACGGUAACACAGCAAAUGGAGGUAACGGGGUAGCAAACAGCAUCUCAAACAGCACAGCCUGGAGACAGGAGACGCUACAGAACCCCAGUACUGCGAUACCGGCCGCCAGGGAAGUGGACCCCACGCUGUAUGAGGAGCUGAAGCUUGGACAGGAUGGGGCUGGGUUUAAAAGACUGAAAUAGCCCUCGGCGCGCCGCUCGCCGCUCCGCUCGCCGCGGCUGUCGGCGCGCGUCGCGCCGGAGCACUGAGCGGCGCCCGCCCGAGCGCGGGCUUAUAUAGCCUCGCCGCAUGACGUCACUGCUACGUCACAGUCGUGUAACUAUUCAGACGUUUUGGUGUGAUAAAACUGUCGCAGCAUUUUGUGAUUGACAAAAUUGAGGGUAGAUGGAAGGAUUCAAUUUUUUCGUUACAAUGAGGUCAAAAUUAUGUAGUAUUGAAUAUUAUAAUGAUGCAGUGUCUGCUGUCUUUUGUAGUUUUAAACUUUUGGAAACUUAGAAUUUAUUGUUAAUUGUCCUCAAAUUUUUAAUGAAAUUUAUUUUGUAAUAAAUAACAGCGCGGUACGAGCGGAGCUUAGUAAAUAGAAAUGCAAUAUAUUUUCCAUAGUUAAUGUGAUUAAAACCAAAAAUAAGAUGUCUAUAUACUUAAAUAUUAUCUUUCUUUUACAUAAGCGAAUAUAGUAAAUACGAAACAUUAAAGCAAUAGUUGCAACUUAUUGCAAAUACAAAAUAACUUAUACUGACCUUCACAAGGGCCGUUUCACACUGUUACCCCAAACAUUCCAACGCGAAUAAGUGUGAAGAGGCCGUUACAAAAAAUGUAGAUAUGUUGUAAAAAUAUAUAUUAGAUCGUUCUUUAAAAAAUGUGCCUUCGAACAAUAUAAUAUUAUAGUAGUAUAAAUGUAAAAUUACGUAUAUAUUAUAUAUUAGUGAUUAUCGGCCUGUUAUCGAUCGAAUAUUGUAAAUACAUUCCGUAGAAUGUAGCAUUAGUACGAAACGGGUGUACUUGAAUAUUGUUUUGUUCUAAAAUGAAUUUAUUUUAAGAUAAUUUUUCUCUAUUUUCAUUGAUAGUUACCCUGUUUCUUUAUACUGAGUUUUCACCCGCUGCGUAUGCGUUAAAUAUAAAAUUGUCAAAACGUUUUAGAAAAAAAAUGUUGUUACAUAAUAAUAUAUUUUCUUCUUAAAAUUUGAUAUGUUAUGAUUUUAAAUGAACUGCUAAAAAUAUUUUGUUUUCAAACUUUCAAACAUACUUUGUAUUUUUUUUUUUGUAUUUUAUAUUUUGCGCAUACGCAGCGUAAUCUUUUUUUGUGUUUUCUCAGACAAAGAUUGUGAUUAUUAGUGUAUAAUAUUAGACAAUUCUUGUACGAUCUAGCAAAAGUUUUAGAUUCAUAAAAACGCGGGAUACAUUCAAAUAUAUAUAUAUAUUAUAUUUCUGUCUCUAAAACUUUUACUGGAACCAUUAUUUAGGUAAGAAAGACCGAUGUGAUUAGAUUUGUAAAUAAUAAUAAAAAAUAUAAAUUAUUA